AUUUCUCCAUAAUUAAAUUUGUGUUACAAUCAAUAAAAAAAAUUAUGUAAAAAAAAAAAAAAACUGCCAAAUAUCUCCAAAAUCGAAUUUGUUAAAAAAUAAUAAAAUAUAAUAAACUAAUAAAUCUAUUUUUCUAAUUUCAAGGAGAAGGAAACAAACCUUCAUAAACUCCUCCUCUACCGUCUCUCUAUAAAUAAACGAGAAGUUCACAAAAUCCACUCUAAUAACUAUGAAAAAAUUAGGGUUUUAAAUUUCCUAAAUCUCUCCGUAACCAUCGAUCAAAACGAUGCUCGAGUGUGAAUCAAUGAUGGAGAAAUUAUCACCGUUCAUGGACAUCGCCUCUUUGGAAAUCGAGUCUCUACGAAGAAUCAAACGCCCGAAACGCUUCUCUGAAGAAUCAGAAACCGAGACGAUGACUUCAUCAAACGCGGUUUUCGGAUUCCCUCACUUACCAGAAGAACCAAAUCGCGAUUUGGAUCAAAGCGUUUUGUGUAGAAUCCGCGUUCGAUUACCAGAUGGGAGAAGAAUACAGAGGAGUUUCUUAAAGAGUGAAUCUGUUCAGCUUCUUUGGUCGUUUUGUUAUUCGCAGAUUGAUGAAUCUGAGAGAAAGCGUUUUAAAUUGAUUCAAGCGUUUCCUGGGGAAUAUAAGAAUCUUUAUUUUGGAUCUAAUACGACUUUUGAAGAAUCUGGGCUUGCGAAUUCUUUGGUUUCGGUUACUUGGGUCUGAAGAAGGUCUUUGUUUUUUUUUUGGAUUUGUGUAAUUAGAAAAAAAAAAAUUGUAGCGAUUUCUGCUUUUGUUUAUGUUUACUCAAUUUCUUGAAUUUGUAGUUGGAAAAUUGCAAAUUUUUAUGAGAAAGAUUGGUUUCUUGAUUAGUUU
Messenger RNA from Arabidopsis lyrata subsp. lyrata, 877 nucleotides. RefSeq names its product plant UBX domain-containing protein 12. Gene Ontology annotation, molecular function: ubiquitin binding. NCBI's taxonomy places the organism in Eukaryota, Viridiplantae, Streptophyta, Magnoliopsida, Brassicales, Brassicaceae. Gene Ontology annotation, biological process: proteasome-mediated ubiquitin-dependent protein catabolic process. The transcript has a single exon. The coding region runs from base 287 to 727 and encodes 146 amino acids. The record is from RefSeq and is a predicted model, not a curated record. Gene Ontology annotation, cellular component: nucleus.